Messenger RNA from Dovyalis caffra, 744 nucleotides. The record is from the annotation of a GenBank genome assembly. Lineage: Eukaryota; Viridiplantae; Streptophyta; Magnoliopsida; Malpighiales; Salicaceae.
AUGACAGAGUUGACUGUGAUUAACUCUGGAUUCCAAAUCCCAGCAAAGGAGGAUUUGGUACGGAAAGAAGCGACUAUCGAGCUGGAGAAUGAUUCGGCUAUGAGAGGGGCCCUCAGCUCUGCCAUUCAGAAGUUCAACGGGCAAAAGUUUGGCAAAAGACCCAUAGCUGUUGACUGGGCUAUUCCAAAAAACAUUUAUAGUAUUGGUGCUAAUGUGUCUGCUGCUUCAGAAGAUGCAGGAUUGGGUUUUGUUGCUUCAUCAGACUCGGAUUCAUAUGAAAAAGAAGACAUGCCAGCUGAAGUUGAUUUUGAGCAGGAAGUAGACAUUGCGAGAAAAGUUCUUAGGAAUUUGACCACAUCAUCUCCUAAAGGUUCUGCUUCUUUCGAUAUGGGUGAUGGUGCAUUGCCCAAGGGGAUUGAGGAGCCAGAUACUGUUAAAACUGUUAAUGUGCCAAGUAAGUUGUCCGACGACAAUCUUUCUUCUGAUGUUGAAAAUGAAGAAGUGAAACAAUGGUUCUCUGCAUUUGGCGAAGUGCAAUCCUUUGUUCCUGUCCUUAAUCAAGUCACUAAGCGACCUCGAGGGAUUGGUUUUCUCAAGUUUAAAACGACAGAUGGAGCAAGUGCUGCAGUUUCAGCAGCUAAUGUUGCAUCUGGUCUGGGGAUUUUUCUGAAAGGCCUCAUUCUUGAUGGAACUCCAACUGUUGAAGGUGUUUCAACUAGCGAUAUGGCUAAGAGGAACAAGUAA